Thalassophryne amazonica is the source of this 842-nucleotide messenger RNA. RefSeq names its product CDK-activating kinase assembly factor MAT1-like. Lineage: Eukaryota; Metazoa; Chordata; Actinopteri; Batrachoidiformes; Batrachoididae. The record is from RefSeq and is a predicted model, not a curated record. The transcript has 7 exons. Gene Ontology annotation, molecular function: cyclin-dependent protein serine/threonine kinase activator activity. The coding region runs from base 69 to 842 and encodes 257 amino acids. Gene Ontology annotation, cellular component: transcription factor TFIIH holo complex. Gene Ontology annotation, biological process: regulation of transcription by RNA polymerase II; positive regulation of cyclin-dependent protein serine/threonine kinase activity; nucleotide-excision repair.
GGUCUAUCUCCAGGAGAGCCGCCCUAUUGGCUACCGUGGGCCCCAGCAGGGAGGAGCGAGCUGGAUUCAUGUUUAGUUUCAGCUGUCAGUCAAAGAACUUCCAGUUUUCCCGUAUCUCACCUGCCCAAGAGAUGGACGACCAAGGCUGUCCGAAAUGUAAAACAACAAAAUACAGGAAUCCUUCUCUGAAACUGAUGGUGAACGUCUGCGGGCACACGCUAUGCGAGAACUGUGUGGAAAUGCUGUUUGUGCGCGGCUCGGGCACCUGUGUGCAGUGCAACACACCCCUGAGGAAGAACAACUUCCGCGAGCAGCUGUUUGAAGACCCGGCCGUGGACAAGGAGGUGCAGAUUCGCAAGAAGGUGCUGAAAAUAUACAAUAAGAGAGAGUUUGACUUCCCCAGUCUGAGAGAAUAUAAUGACUACUUGGAGCAAAUAGAGGACAUAGUGUUUAACUUAACCAACAAUGUUGACGUGGAGGACACCAAGCAGAAGAUGGAGCAGUACCAAAAGGAGAACAGAGAUCUCAUCCAGAGGAAUAAAGCUAAACUUUCACGAGAGCACGAGGAGCUGGAGGAGCGCCUGUUGCUGGAGCAGCAGGAGAGCAAUCAGCGGAGACUGGAGGUGCUCCAGGAGGAGCAGAGGCAGCUGCAGGCCAAGAGGAAGAACAAGCAGGCUCUGCUGGAUGAACUGGAACAGUCAAAACUGCCUGCCAGCAUCUUGCUUGCCCAACACAAAGACCGCACUGUCCAGCUGGAGACCCAGAUAGAAAAGCAGAAACAGUCGGUCAAACCUGCCACUGUGUUUUCUACAGGCAUCCUUAUGGUGAGAGCAUUUCUUUAG